This is a messenger RNA of Sipha flava (yellow sugarcane aphid), 2636 nucleotides long. RefSeq lists its product as uncharacterized. NCBI's taxonomy places the organism in Eukaryota, Metazoa, Arthropoda, Insecta, Hemiptera, Aphididae. Gene Ontology annotation, biological process: regulation of transcription by RNA polymerase II. The record is from RefSeq and is a predicted model, not a curated record. The coding region runs from base 261 to 2567 and encodes 768 amino acids. Gene Ontology annotation, cellular component: NSL complex. The transcript is spliced from 18 exons.
CUGAUUUUUCUAUCUAAGCGCCGUCCAUUUGUUACCUGGAUAUAUAUAUCCCAUGAUUUGUUAACAGGUCUAUGUCGAAAAUUGUGAUCAGUGAAAAUAUAUUAAUUUAUUAAUUUACCGUUUGUAAUCAUCCGUUGUACCCAGUACGAAUGAUCGAUUGUAUUCGUAAUAAACGGUGAAAAUUGAUGAACGUCGUCCGACAUAAACGUAAAUAUUGUUCGACAUCAACGUAGUACUUCGAUUACGAUUCAACCGGCAGAAUGGAAUACGAUAUCGGAACUGAAAUUUUGAUUCAUUCGCCUGCCAACAUAUGGACACCGGCGACUGUUGAAGAAGAUGAUGGUGAUGAAAUAUUUAUUUCUUAUAAAGAGGGUAAUGGUGCUAAUGAAUGGAUUAAUAAAGACAGUCAUCGUAUUAAAUCUAUAGAUGCAGAAUGGGCAGCUAAUUCAGUAACAAAGUCCAAUCAUGUAGAAAGUAUUGUUUCUGACAUUAAAUCAAUGAGUCCUAAUGUUGUACCUUCUGAUAAAGAAAUAACAAAAAAAUCUACAGCUGCGCGAUCUUCAGGUGUAUUUAAAGUAAAGUUUAAAAAAGAUGAUUUUUUAUCAAAGAAGACACAAGAUUCAAAGCUUAAAGAACAAAAAACAAUAAAGGAUGGCAAGAAGUUAUCUGACCGUGACUCAAAACAACUUUUGUUAAAUAACACUGCGAAUAAUGAAAAGUUUUCUACAAGCACUUCAUCAAAAUAUUCACACAUAAUAGAAAGUUCAGAAAUGGAAUGUAGAACAAAUAUGGAGAGCUCAAGUUUUUCGAUAGAAGGAAAACUUUUGAAUGAAACCAAUUUAUCGAGAUCAGAAAAUUUUGAAGAAUUAUUGGAGGAUAUUGAAGCAGAAGCAGAGAUUUGUUCACCCACAAAAUCUGUUUCGUCUAAUGAUAUGAAACAAAAAAAAAAAAGAAAAAAAUAUUUUGGUGUACGAAGGCGUCCUGAAAAAAAAAGAUCUUCAAAAAAAUGUGAUAGCAAAAAAAAGUUAUUAGUUGUUAAAUUAAAUUCAGUUAAUUUAAAAAGAAAACAUAGUCCAGUAACAGACAAAUUGGUUUAUUCAGAUGAUGCAGCUACACCAACUCCUGCAAAAAAAUUAAAACCAUCUUUUCCUAUUUAUAAUACAACAGACAAUUCAUUCAAUCAGAACUCUCCUUCUUUCCAUCAGCUAGCUAACAAUUCUUUAAUACAAAAAAUCAGAAUGGAUGCUUCCAAUGAACAAGGUUUUAGAUGUCCAAAACAAGAAUGCCGAAAACUGUUUCGUAAAGAAAAUCUAUUAAUGAUGCAUAUUAAACACUAUCAUUCCGAGUAUACUGAAUUACUCGUCUCCACACCAAAUGUAACAGACCUUGCUACAGCAAGAAUUGAGGGUGAAAAUGCUGAUGAACUAUCUCCAUCAUAUUAUCUUCAUCGAAUAUCUCAACUGGAAGCUAAAAGAAGUUGGGGAAAUACACCUUAUGACUCACCAUCUCCGAGUACAAUUUCUUCUUCUUUAAAAUUGACUGAACAAGAACCCGAAAGUAAUACUUCUUACCAAUCUGAGAGUUAUAAUACUUCUAUCUUAUCCAAUGACAAACCUAACAGUAUAUCAAUAUAUGAUUCAAAAGAUUCUGGUUUUGACGGUAUUGUAGAAUCAAUGACCUCAGUAACAGAGUCUUCAUUGAAAGAAUAUAAGAUAAAAGAAGCCAUAAAAAAUAUAACAUUAGUUGAUGAUUUUGAAAAUGAAACAAGAGAUAGUUAUGAUAUAACAAGUGUAGCCGGCUCAGACCGUCAUUUUAAAAUUAAAAAAAAAAAAACUGAUAUUGAAUCUCUUCCCAAAGAAGAAGUAAUCAAUUGUUCAUGUGCUUCAAAUCAAGAAGAUGGGUUAAUGAUACAAUGUGACGUUUGUCUAUGCUGGCAACAUGGUCUAUGUAAUAAAAUUGCUUCUGAAGAUCAAGUACCGGACAAUUAUGUUUGUACUAGUUGUUUAAAUCCUUCAAAAAAAAGACAAUCAAAACAAUAUGAUUAUUUACAAGAUUGGAUCAAAGAAGGAAAAAUAGCCAGUGUUCUUCAGCAUAAAGAUGAACGACGAAGAAAAGAUGAAAAUAUUCUCAAACAAUCUCAUCAACUUGUUGCUGAAGUGAUUGAACAUAGCAAUUUUUUACAUAGCUUAUUAGUCAAAACUGCAAUUUAUGGGCAAACACCUGAGCAUCCAAAGCUUUAUUUAUGGUCUGAACAAGGUUCAAAAAUAAAUGAAGAACCUCCCCAAGACAAGCUUGAAGAAUUAUUAUCUGGUCCAGUACCUGAGAAACCUAUUAAUACAGCCGACUGUAGAAAAAACUUACUUGAGGAAAUUGAAGAUGGCUUUGAUAAUUUAGAAGCCAGAAUAAAUUUAUUUGAAGCCAAAACUAAUGGACUUGAAGAUCAAGUGAACGGUAUUGUAGACAAUGAAGUUUUGUCCAAUACUAUUACAAUGUUGUUACGCGAUUUAAACUCAAUCAGACAUUAUAUGUCAAUCGAAAAUCAAAACAAAGAACCAGACAGUGCUUAAAAAUAUAUUAUUUAUUUUGAUAAUAUUGGUUCAUUGAUUUAAGGAUAGAUAUUUUAAAGAUAUAAAAGA